Molecule: messenger RNA, 861 nt
Organism: Gordionus sp. m RMFG-2023
Lineage: Eukaryota; Metazoa; Nematomorpha; Gordioida; Chordodea; Parachordodidae
Exons: 4
Coding region: 35-580 (181 amino acids)
Source: RefSeq, a predicted model, not a curated record
GGCAUGGAUUUCUAACAAGACUUCAGUAUUUUUUAUGAGAUCCAAAAUUAAAAUAUGUAAUCCUAAAUUCGCUCCUCCUAUUAAACCGCAUAGAGAAGCUGAAAUUAUACAUUUUGAAGAUACCUUAGAGGAACCCAUAUUUUCAGAAUAUCUUAAUAAGACUCACAGCCUAAAACCUCAAACACAUGAUUAUAUACCAGAUCAAUUUAAAAAUUUAAUCAAUAGGCAUAGUCUUAAUGAAUUAUACCAUGAAAUUAGGAGUUUUAAUAUAAAAAAUAUGAAAGGAGAUGCCAAACGUAAAGCUACUCAGAAUAUGCUUAUUAAACUUGGUGCCAAAGCUCCAAAAAAUGAAUAUAUAAAUUACAAAGAAUUGAAAUGUAAAAAGCUACAAUUAGUGGAAGAUAACAAAAACACUGAAUUUUUAGAUAGUUUUAUUAAAAUCACAUUAAAUAAAAAGAAAAACAAGAGGAUUAACAAGAAAAUUGUGUCUAAGAACAAAGAUGAUGGCCAAAUUGGUAAAUAUUCAAAUGGUAUACAAAGACUAUCUAAAGAUGAUCUUAAAUCCAUAUUUAAAUCAUAAAUAUAUGAUUGGCAAUUAUAAUUUUUAUUUACUACAUAUUCUUUAUUGGAUUUUUGUAUUAAUAUAAAAUCUGUUUUUGUAAUUAAUCUUAGGUUGAUUAAGAAAUUAUUUUUUGUUCCAUGAAAAAUUUCAUUUGAUUAAAUUAUGCAUUUUUGUAAAACUUUUUUGAUACCCCCCCCCCCCUUAAAUUUUUUAUUUUUAUAAAAUCAUCUCAAAAAUUUAUAUUGUAUUUCAAAAAUGCGUGAAAAAAUCUUUGAAUAAACAAUUCCAUCGGCAUUUUA